AUGCUCAAGAAAAGACAGGAGGGAAUAGCCUGCUUGGAGGACAUUCUGACGCUAACAGAGGAAAUUCUGGCACUUUCUAAAAUCACAGUUGACGAUAGGGAAAAAGAUAUCCACCGAGAAGUGCGAGAAGCCUUCCAAAUAAAAACCAAAACGGAGCUGCUGAUUCUCUCAAUAUCUACGCUGUACAACACAAUCAUAGACGUUGAGUCGUAUAGAGAGUGCAGCAGACUCUGGAAAGAGUCGCAGGAGAUAUCUCCAAAGAUACUGCAGCAGCAGAAAAAUCGAGACAUGCUCCGGCAGUAUCUGGAAAACAUGAACAUGGGGAAUAAAUAA
Messenger RNA from Nematocida major, 333 nucleotides. RefSeq lists its product as uncharacterized. The transcript has a single exon. The record is from RefSeq and is a predicted model, not a curated record. Lineage: Eukaryota; Fungi; Microsporidia. The coding region runs from base 1 to 333 and encodes 110 amino acids.